Messenger RNA from Oryza sativa Japonica Group (Japanese rice), 1144 nucleotides. The record is from RefSeq and is a predicted model, not a curated record. NCBI's taxonomy places the organism in Eukaryota, Viridiplantae, Streptophyta, Magnoliopsida, Poales, Poaceae.
GCAUCCACACCUAUAUAUUCUCCACACGGUUCCUAUUUUCUGUCCUUUUAUCACUAUAAAACCACAUAUAUGCCAACACCUUGUCACAUCCAAUUCUCUACACAUUGUCCUAAGACAUCAUAGAGGUGAAGAACAAUGACAAAGCGGAAGAUUGAGAUCAAGCGCAUCAAGAAUGAGGAAGCACGCCAAGUGUGUUUCUCUAAGCGUCGUCCUAGUGUGUUCAAGAAGGCCAGCGAGCUCUAUACCGUCUGUGGUGCAGAGGUUGCUAUGCUUGUCAAAUCUCCUGCUGGUAAAUUUUUCUCCUUUGGUGCCCCCUCUGUCGGAUUUGUUCUUAGCCGCUUCCAUGCUACUACUACUUCUAGAAAACACUCCAGUAUGGGUGUUACGAUCCAACAUGAUAAUAGUGCAACAAUCAAACUACAUGAGUUGAAUCAACAACACAUAGAGUUGCAAAACCAACUGCAAGCUCAAAAUGAGAAAAUGAAAGCGCUACAAGAGGUUGCUAAGAAGGAAAGUGGGGGAAAAGUGAUGGGUUGGUUGAAUAGCAAGGUUGAAGAUAUAUGCCAAGAAGAUUUGGAAGAGUUCAAGAUGGUGCUUGAGUCUCUAAAGUACUUGACGAGGGGGAUAAUUAAUCAACUCUUUCAGAAUUAUGCUAUGUUCUCUAAUAUGAUGCGUGUGCAGCAUUGUGUGACCGCUUUGCCCAAUCAACAAUUCCUUCCGAGCAGUGAAGAUGUCAAACCGAUGAUUCACCAUGUUCCUAGUUCAAGUUAUGGAUGGAACACAAGCAUAGAUAGCAAACCUAAUUCAAGUGAUGCUCAUGUUGUUGGGGCCAGGAGGUACUUUCCGAAGUGAUGGAUACAAGUUGCAACAAGAUAAACCACAAUAAUUUACGAGUAUUUCCCUAUUUUGCAAUGAUUUAAUGUUGUUCUUUUUUUAAGUUACUUCUUCUAUCCUUUGGAAACAUUAUCAUGUUUAAGUUGAGCAAGUAUGAUAAAUGCUAUUUUCUAUUCCAAAACAUGUUUUGGUAGUUACUAUUUAAAUUCCAUGCAAACAGUAUCGUGUUCUACUCGAACAACUAUCAUGCACAACAAUUUCUUGUGUAAUCAUAUGGUGUACUAUGUUCAUAUAUUAAUUUGUCCUUGGA